CCCACACCCCCUGGAGCCACUGUGUACUGCUGUGCUCUUACCCUCUGCUCUGUAUAUAACCUUCCCGAAUGCCCCUCCUCUAGUCUAUCUUUCUUGACAACAACCCACUUCACCCAUAACCCAAAACUCAAACCCAACCUACAAACUACAACAGCACUCUUCAUCAUGGCGCCAAAAGUAGCAAUCGUCUUCUAUUCCAUGUAUGGUCACAUACACAAGCUGGCCCUUGCCGAGCAGGAGGGUCUGAAGAAGGCUGGCAUCAAUGCCGACCUCUACCAAGUCCCCGAGACGCUGCCACAGGAAGUCUUGACGAAGAUGUAUGCUCCAGCCAAGCCAGACGUGCCCGUAAUCACACCCGAGAUUCUCGAGACCUAUGAUGCAUUCCUCCUUGGUAUCCCCACUCGUUACGGAAACUUCCCAGCACAGUGGAAGGCCUUCUGGGAUGCCACCGGAAAGCUUUGGGCAACUGGCGGACUUUGGGGUAAGUAUGCGGGUGUAUUCGUUUCCACCGCAGGACCUGGUGGCGGACAGGAGACCACGGCCAUCUCCUCCCUGUCCACACUUACGCACCACGGAAUUAUCUACGUUCCUCUCGGAUACAAGCCGGCGUUUGCACAGAUUUCGAACUUGGAGGAGGUCCAUGGAGGCUCCCCAUGGGGUGCUGGAACCUAUGCGGCAUCCGAUGGAUCCAGGCAGCCAACAGCGCUGGAGCUGGAGCUUGCAACCAUCCAAGGCGAGAGCUUUGGAGCUACGCUCAACAAGAUCAACUUCUAAUUACGAAGUGUCUCUUCUAAAAUAACAGUCAGACAGGGUAAGAUCUACCAUCGACCUGUCAAGACAGUGGAACGAAAGUGGAUUGGGUUUACAGCCCAUCAUAUCUGGCUGGAAGAACAAUGGAAGUUGCUCCUGUGUUUCGCAGAUUACAUGUUCUAGUCUCUCAAGAAACAGUUUGCCGGGAUUCACUUGAGUAUCUGUAUUUCUUCGCUGUGAAUAGCGGCGACCUUGGUAGGUAACAAACGCGAUGGCAACAACCCCACCAUGCCCGAAAUAGACUAGUGUAAUCGAUGUGAAGGCAGC
Molecule: messenger RNA, 1077 nt
Organism: Pseudogymnoascus verrucosus
Lineage: Eukaryota; Fungi; Ascomycota; Leotiomycetes; Thelebolales; Thelebolaceae
Product: Minor allergen Alt a 7
Exons: 5
Coding region: 166-774 (202 amino acids)
Molecular function (GO): NAD(P)H dehydrogenase (quinone) activity; FMN binding
Source: RefSeq, a predicted model, not a curated record